AUGGAGAUAAAGCAAAGGGAUCCGAGGAAAAAGAAGGAGAAGAAUAAUCAGAGAAGUGAGAGGGAGGAGGAGAAAAUGCAGGAGAAGGAGGAGCAGGGGCAAAACCAGCAGGAGGAGGAGGAGCAGGGGCAAAAGCAGGAGGAUGAAAAUAACAGAAACCAGGAGGAGGAGCAGGGGCAAAACCAGCAGAAGGAGGAGGAGGAUCAAGGGCAAAAGAAGGAGGCGGAAUGUAACAUAAAACAGGAGUACGAGCAUGGCCAAAAGAAGGAGGAGGAGAGGCAAAGAUUGAUGGAAUAA
Messenger RNA from Xyrichtys novacula (pearly razorfish), 297 nucleotides. Lineage: Eukaryota; Metazoa; Chordata; Actinopteri; Labriformes; Labridae. The record is from the annotation of a GenBank genome assembly.